This is a messenger RNA of Yamadazyma tenuis ATCC 10573, 1071 nucleotides long. RefSeq names its product polyubiquitin-binding protein (gene UFD1). Gene Ontology annotation, cellular component: VCP-NPL4-UFD1 AAA ATPase complex. Lineage: Eukaryota; Fungi; Ascomycota; Pichiomycetes; Serinales; Debaryomycetaceae. The record is from RefSeq and is a predicted model, not a curated record. Gene Ontology annotation, molecular function: polyubiquitin modification-dependent protein binding.
AUGUUUUCAGGUUUUGGAUCCACUAUGUUUGGAGGAGCUGCCUUUGCUCCCAUGAACAACAAGUUCGAAGACUAUUUCCGCUGUUAUCCAAUCGCAAUGAUGCCUGAUAGUAUUAGAAAAGAUGACGCCAACUAUGGAGGCAAGAUCUUCCUCCCAUCAUCAGCUUUAAACAAAUUAUCCAUGUUACACAUCAGAUAUCCUAUGCUAUUUGAGCUUUUGAACGAAACAACUCAGAAAAAGACUCACAGUGGUAUCUUGGAGUUUGUGGCAGAGGAGGGAAGAGCAUAUUUGCCCCAAUGGAUGAUGAGUACUCUUGAAUUACAACCAGGACAAUUGGUUCAAAUAUCCAACUGUGAUUUACCACUUGGGAGAUUCGUGAAGAUUGAACCCCAGUCAGUCGACUUUCUUGAAAUUUCCGAUCCCAAGGCCGUGUUGGAGAAUGUCUUGAGAAGGUUCUCUACGUUAACGGUGGACGAUAUAAUAGAGAUCAAUUAUAAUGAUACCAUCUAUGGAAUCAAGGUGUUGGAAACCAAGCCUGAAUCCAGUGGUCAGGGGAUUUGUGUGGUGGAAACAGAUUUGGAAACGGACUUUGCUCCACCGGUUGGAUACGUUGAGCCCGAAUAUAAGCCAAAAUCCCAAGCACCUACCCUGAAACCAAUUACUCCCACCAGCGUGAAUAGAGGCGCUGGGUCUGCCACAAUGGCUAGAUCCUUGAAUUAUGCCAACUUGGCAACUCUGUCAAGUACGAAUUCUUUCGGGGGUAGUGGACAGAAAUUGUCUGGUAAAGCAGUUGAAUCAACCAAACCAAAAGAUAUUAGUGUCGACGAUCUAGAUCCAGAAGCUCCUCCUGCCCCAUUUCCCAUCGCAGAAAAUAAGCUAUUCUUUGGCUUCCCGGUAGUAUUACCUACUCCCAGCCCCACGGAUGAAGAAGCUGAGUCCACCAAUAAACAAAAAGCUUUCCACGGACUGGGACAAUCGCUAAGACAAAGCAAAAAGAGGAAAGAUAAGAAUAACAACCACACCCCUUUAAAGAAUCAUUCAAGGAGUCCGGAUUACAUAGAGAUUGAUUAG